This is a messenger RNA of Oncorhynchus kisutch (coho salmon), 3692 nucleotides long. Its product is annotated as high-affinity choline transporter 1. NCBI's taxonomy places the organism in Eukaryota, Metazoa, Chordata, Actinopteri, Salmoniformes, Salmonidae. Gene Ontology annotation, cellular component: plasma membrane; perikaryon; synapse. Gene Ontology annotation, biological process: transmembrane transport; neuromuscular synaptic transmission; choline transport. Gene Ontology annotation, molecular function: choline:sodium symporter activity. Bases 172 to 1950 code for a protein of 592 amino acids. The record is from RefSeq and is a predicted model, not a curated record. The transcript has 9 exons.
UUAGUUUUCAAGCAGGGUACCGGAGGAUAACACACUGGCCAGUGUCUAUCUGUACAUCCGUUCGUUGAGAAGCGGCUUUCACCUCAAGUGGUAAAAGAGACAUUUCAGGUCUCAAUGCCACCCGGUUUCUAGCGAAGACACGCGGCUCAACUCGAGCUAAAACAAGACAAGAUGACCGGUAUCCACGUGGAGGGACUGGCGGCGAUCGCCCUCUUCUACGUUCUGAUCCUUGCGGUGGGGAUCUGGGCAGCGUGGAAGAACAAACACGCCGGGGAGGCGGAGGGCACAGACCGCAGUGAAACCAUCAUGGUUGGUGGAAGGGACAUUGGUUUAUUUGUUGGUGGUUUUACCAUGACCGCGACCUGGGUUGGUGGCGGAUACAUAAACGGAACGGCGGAGUACGUCUAUCUUCCUGGGUACGGCUUGGCUUGGGCACAAGCGCCUUUUGGAUAUGCGCUAAGUCUAGUCGUAGGAGGUCUGUUCUUCGCCAAGCCCAUGCGCUCCAGAGGUUAUGUCACCAUGCUGGACCCUUUCCAGCAGAAGUAUGGGAAGAGGAUGGGUGGUCUGCUCUUCAUACCUGCUCUAAUGGGAGAGAUCUUCUGGUCGGCGGCCAUUUUAUCUGCUCUGGGAGCCACGCUGAGUGUGAUCAUAGACAUAAACAUCAAGAUGUCUGUGGUGAUCUCUGCCUGUAUUGCGAUCUUCUACACGUUAGUCGGAGGUCUGUAUUCUGUAGCCUACACCGACGUGGUGCAACUCUUCUGUAUCUUCCUGGGACUGUGGGUCUCAGUGCCGUUCGCUCUGAACAACCCAGCGGUGUCUGACAUCAAGAUCAGUGCAGUGAAGGAGAUCUACCAAGCUCCCUGGAAGGGAAACAUCAAGAGAGAAGACACCUGGGUCUGGAUAGACAACUUCUGUCUGCUGAUGUUGGGGGGGAUUCCCUGGCAGGUAUAUUUUCAACGGGUUCUCUCUGCCUCUUCAGCUACGUACGCCCAGGUGCUCUCGUUCAUCGCCGCUGCAGGGUGCCUGGUCAUGGCCGUGCCCUCAGUAAUGAUCGGGGCUAUAGGGGCCUCCACAGACUGGAACCAGACGGCGUAUGGACCUGUACCUCCCAAGGAGAGGGACCAAGCAGACAUGAUAUUACCCAUAGUCCUCCAGUACCUCUGUCCUCCCUUCGUCUCCUUCUUCGGCCUGGGGGCGGUCUCUGCUGCCGUGAUGUCAUCCGCCGACUCCUCCAUCCUAUCAGCUAGCUCCAUGUUCGCUCGGAACAUCUACCAGCUGGCUUUCCGCCAAUCGGCAUCGGACACCGAGAUCGUGUGGGUGAUGCGUGUCACCAUCUUUGUGUUCGGCGGCCUGGCCACGGCGAUGGCGUUGCUAACGGGGACGGUGUACGGGCUGUGGUACCUGAGCUCCGACCUGGUCUACGUUAUCAUCUUCCCUCAGCUCAUCUCCGUUCUCUUCGUCAAGGGAACCAACACGUACGGCUCCGUUGCCGCUUACGUCUUUGGUCUGAUCCUGAGGAUCGGAGGAGGGGAACCCUACCUCUCACUACCCCCCUUUAUCUACUACCCCGGCUGGCAGAUAGAGGACCGGAUCCAUCAUCUGACUGGAGAGGUGGAACACAUCGUGGUGCAGAAGUUCCCGUUUAAGACCGUCUCCAUGUUGGCCUCCUUCCUGGGCAACGUGGCUUUCUCCUACCUGGCCAAGUAUCUUUUCGAGAGCGGCAAGUUGUUGCCCAAGUAUGACUUCAUGGACGCGGUGUUGGCCCGGCACAGCAUAGAGAACAUGGACAAGACCACGUUGGUCAACCGUAACACCAUCGUGCUGUCUGAGAUGGCGGCUGUCAAACCACGGCUCAGCGUUCAACUGGCGGCUACGUUCACCCGCAGAGACACUCUGGCUGAGGAGGACUCGAGUCCAGAAGACAGCCCCAACCACGAGACCCUGGACUAAAACUCCGGAUCUUGAACCUGGAACGUAAAGAGACUAAAGAGAGGACUGAAAUGACGGCGAUUUGUUUGAUAUUUAACCACUUUGAUUUGUGGUGCUUAGAGCGUUGGACUAGUAAACGAAAGGUUGCAAGAUCGGAUCCCCCGAGCUGAUAAGGUACAAAAAAUCUGUCGUUCUGCCCCCUGAACCAGGCAGUGAACCCACUGUCCCCCGGUAGGCCGUCAUUGUAAAUAAGAAUUUGUUCUUAAGCUGAAGCCUCGUUAAAUAAAGGUUAAAAUAAGAGGACAUUAUGAAGAUGGAACAGAAUAAAUGGCACGGAGAUAAGAGGACAUUAUGAAGAUGGAACAGAAUAGAUGGCACGGAGAUAAGAGGACAUUAUGAAGAUGGAACAGAAUAGAUGGCACGGAGAUAAGAGGACAUUAUGAAGAUGGAACAGAAUAAAUGGCACGGAGAUAAGAGGACAUUAUGAAGAUGGAACAGAAUAGAUGGCACGGAGAUAAGAGGACAUUAUGAAGAUGGAACAGAAUAGAUGGCACGGAGAUAAGAGGACAUCAUUGGCGCAGUGUCCUUGACAUAAGAGACCAGACUAAUGUUGCUGUUGAAUGUGUGUCACCAGUGGAGAACGGACCUCCAUGUUGGUACGUAAUCAGACCUGAACUCUCUCUCCCUGGUCUCAUUCUGUGAUGAACCCCUACUGGGUUAUUACUAAAGGCCCUACUGGGUUAUUACUAAAGGCCUGUCUAUAGACAGCCCUACUGGGUUAUUACUAAAGGCCCUACUGGGUUAUUACUAAAGGCCCGUCUAUAGACAGCCCUACUGGGUUAUUACUAAAGGCCCUACUGGGUUAUUACUAAAGGCCCGUCUAUAGACAGCCCUACUGGGUUAUUACUAAAGGCCUUACUGGGUUAUUACUAAAGGCCCUACUGGGUUAUUACUAAAGGCCCUACUGGGUUAUUACUAAAGGCCCUACUGGGUUAUUACUAAAGGCCCUACUGGGUUAUUCUGUGGGUUCCAGUCCGAAAUGUAUGCAUUUAUUUGUUGUCAACAGCAUUGUACAGUGUUUUGUGUGGCGUGUAUAUCUGUAUAUAAUAUAUAGUAGUAAUAUGUGUUUCUGUAUAUACUAUAUAGUAGUAAUAUGUGUUUCUGUAUAUACUAUAUAGUAGUAAUAUGUGUUUCUGUAUAUACUAUAUAGUAGUAAUAUGUGUUUCUGUAUAUACUAUAUAGUAGUAAUAUGUGUUUCUGUAUAUACUAUAUAGUAGUAAUAUGUGUUUCUGUAUAUACUAUAUAGUAGUAAUAUGUGUUUCUGUAUAUACUAUAUAGUAGUAAUAUGUGUUUCUGUAUAUACUAUAUAGUAGUAAUAUGUGUUUCUGUAUAUACUAUAUAGUAGUAAUAUGUGUUUCUGUAUAUACUAUAUAGUAGUAAUAUGUGUUUCUGUAUAUACUAUAUAGUAGUAAUAUGUGUUUCUGUAUAUACUAUAUAGUAGUAAUAUGUGUUUCUGUAUAUAAUAUAAUAGUAAUAUGUGUUUCUGUAUAUAAUAGUAGUAAUAUGUGUAUAUCUGUAUAUAAUAUAUAGUAGUAAUAUGUGUUUCUGUAUAUAAUAGUAGUAAUAUGUGUAUAUCUGUAUAUAAUAUAUGGUGGAAGUUAUAUAUCAGAGACCCCUUACUAAAUCUUACUAAAUCUUUAUUUAUUUUUGAUGUCUUAAAAAGAAACAACGCUGAAAUUGAAUAAAUUAUAUUAUUUAAACAA